Phytophthora nicotianae INRA-310 is the source of this 2648-nucleotide messenger RNA. RefSeq lists its product as hypothetical. The record is from RefSeq and is a predicted model, not a curated record. Lineage: Eukaryota; Oomycota; Peronosporomycetes; Peronosporales; Peronosporaceae. The coding region runs from base 224 to 2563 and encodes 779 amino acids. The transcript has a single exon.
CACCAAGCAGGACUUGCACUGCACUCGACAGCUCGGCGGACUCGAGACGCGGAGCUGCAAGCUGUUUGUCGCGAGACUUUGGAGGAACUGGACAUUGUACGCAGGCAGGCAGACGCUGGUCAUCGACUCACAGAUAGACAUUGCAUUCCCCCGGCACCUGGCACGGCCAGGACUCAAACUGUACAGGCAGUUAUCUCUUCCACUAGCUAGUUAUUAGGCGUUGAUGAAGCGGACUCAUGCAUCGCGCUUCCGGUCGUCGGUGUUCGUGUUGGUGUUGCUACUGGUGACGAAUGCGGCGACCGUGAACGCGCAGACCGCGACGGCCGCGCCGGCAGAAGCAGCAGAUUCACGGGCGGACACAAGUACAGACGCACCGCCAGCGACGGUGAUUCCUGCAGGAGGAAGCGGGGACGACACGAGUUCGGCAUCUGCGGCAAAUAUGCCAACGCAGACGGCAGCAACGGCAACCGAACCGCCUCCGACCAGCCCGGAUACGACGGCACCUGUAGAAAUGGAAAGCCCAGCAACGACGGCCCCUCCAGUGACAGAAGCCCCGGUAUCGACGACAGCAGCGCCGCCUAUCACGGAGACGCCAUAUCCUGCAACGGAGGCGCCGACGACACCUCCAGUGCCCACCGAGACACCUACCGCUGCGCCGACUCCAGACCCGGUGGUAGAUGCUUCCUCAGCAACUGCGGCUCCAGCUCCUACUACGACGGCCCCAACCGAAGCACCAACGGCAGCUGUAGCACCAACUGAGGCACCAACACCUGCUCCAGUGCCUACUGAGGCGCCAACCCCGGCUCCAGUGCCUACCGAAGCCCCUACACCAGCCCCAGCACCUACUGAAGCCCCGACACCAGCCCCAGCGCCUACAGAAGCCCCCACGCCAGCCCCAGCGCCCACGGAGGCGCCAACACCAGCCCCAGCUCCGACGGAUGCGCCUACACCAGCCCCAGUGGCCACUGAGGCACCUACACCAGCUCAAGUGCCAACUGAGCCAACGACGGCCCCAGUGCCCACUGACGCGCCCACAGUAGCUCCAGCGGUAACGCCAGCUCCCCCGACUGCUCUCACCCCGACGAUUCCUCCGUCUACCACGGCACCCGCACCGACCACCUCAACGCCAACGGCAACCACCGAAGCUCCAGCGUCAACCACCCCGAUUCCGACACCAGCUACUCCUGAAGCGACUUCUGCUACCCCCCAACCCGCUGUGUCUUCAAAUUCUGGCGCUUCCGAUUCCGUGGACUCAUCGUCGAGUCAGUCUUCAGAUGCGACCCAGUCUUCAGGUGACGGCGGUGCCGAUCCGUCCCCCAGCGACAGCGUAGGUAACUCCGGCGGUCUUACACUAUCACCGAUCACGCCGGACGACAGCGACAGCGACACAAACACCGACACCGACACCAACACCGACACCGAUACGAGCAAGAACAAUAGCGAGUCCGACCCGAGUAACGCCUCGACAUCCUCUGGGCAAUCCGAGUCGUUCGGCGGCUGGAAGCUCGCGUUGGUCAUCGUCGGAGCCGUGUGUGCGGUGCUGGCCUCCGUCUUCUUCGUGCACAUGCGUCACGUCCGCGUAGCAGCAGCGAACAAGCGUGACCGAGGCAGCUCCCAGCAGCGCGCACUGGACUCGUUCUUCCGGCAGAACCGGGUGACCGUGGCGCGCGAGACGGGCGUGUCGUCCGGCAACUUCGUCACGGACCCGCUCACCCCGCGCGACGAAAUUGCCGUUACGAUGCCGUCCAACCCGAACGAGCGGCCUCGUACCACGACGACGGACAUCGUUGCCGGCACAGCCGCGACGGUGUUCAACAGGAGGACGCGACCGGACUCAAGCGCGAGUAUCGAGACGCCGACGGACAGCCGCAGCGACGAGUACGACUCGUUCAUAGGCCGAACCAACGCGCCGUCCGUCGUGUCUACAGGCUCCUCGAACCUGUAUCGCUCUGAUUCGUCCAACAUUUACCGGUCCGACUCGGUGUUCUCCGACACGAGUUCGGUAUCGCUCGGCAGCAUCGCGCCGUCGGUCUCGUCCAGCCAGCGGUCGAUACAAACGCCAAUGCUCCCGACUCGACUUGGCUCGGUGGCGUCUUCAACCGCUCGGAAUUCCAAACGUGCGUCGUCCAACACAUCGAUCGGAGACGUCAGGGACACGAACCGGUCGGACCGGUCCAGUAGCGACUUCUCCGUGUUCAACUCGUCCGUGGAAUCGGCCGACGGCGACAUCUACCGUAUCAGUACGCAGCUCAUCGACGUGUCAGCAUUGCCGGCAACUACCUCGGAAAAGUCCGAGCCUAACAGCAGCUACCCCAGCAAUGGUCGGAUGAGCGAGGCACUCAGCGAGUUCAGCGUGGACGAGAGCUACACGUCCGAACUCACAGGCACCGAGAGCUUCUCCACCGACUUCAGCGUCGACGACGGCUUCCGAACCGACGACAGCUUCGCUACCGUGGACAGUUAUGCCACGCGGACGACACAAGACACUGAAGACGAUCGGGACUCGGACUCGAUAGUGUUCCGGCGCUCGAAAGGUUCGGAACUGAGCGAGGGCGAAAUCUAGAAACUAGCUAUUCUAAAUGUCUUGUAGUGCGUCCGUAAUGCUGUUUGUAAUUUAAAACAAGAAGAACAACGGGUACAAAGGAGCA